GGUCCCCCAUAGGGCGCUUCCGGUGGAGCGGAGCCGGCCUACCGACCGGGUUCUCCUCUCUGCCGCCGGCCCGGAGUCGGGAUGCGGCUGUUGCGGGGCGGACUGGGCUUUCUGCUGCGCCCGGGGAUCCGUCGUGGGGCCGGGCAGCCUCUCUACCAGCAAGGCCAGAGCCCCUCGCCACGCACCCGCGAGUACUUCUACUACGUCGACCACCAGGGACAGCUUUUCCUGGAUGAUGCCAAGGUCAAGAACUUCAUCACGUGUUUCAAAGACAAGCCGUUCCUGGUCUUCUUCUUCAAGCAGCUGAAGCUGAACCGCAGCGGCCGCUACGAGGACUCCUUCCCUUACCUGUCGCCCUGCGGCCGGGAGCACAACUACAUCCGUUGCGAUGACCGGCCCAUCGUCUUCACGCACCUCUUGGAAGGACCCCCAGGCCAGCAGUCGCUGUCCUUCUGUGGGGGCGCAGAACGCCUGGCCGUGCCCUUCCAGCCAGAGAAGCUGGUCAUGUUGGCCGAGAACGGGCGGGUCUAUCACCCGGGGCCGGAAAAGGCUGGUGGAGUGGGAUUGGUCAAGUCAUCCUUGGCCUUUGAGCUGAGUCCUUGCUUUGAGUACCAGGAUGGACCCGGUCAACCGCCCACUCAUUUCCGUUGGCAGGAGAAGAGGUAUCUUCUCACGAACGAGCUGCUGAGGUUGAUCUGAGGCCAUUGUAGAGCGAGGAAUGCUUUCCAAUGCCCAGAGGUCUUCUUGUUGGCAUCCUUGGCUUGACAGAAACCCAAACAACGUCCCUCCUGUCAUUCCAGGUGCCCCAUUUAUUCCGGGAGACCAUCUCAAGAAGAUCUUCUUGUUGGCCCUCUUGGACAUCCUUGGCUUGAUAGAAACCCAAACCACGUCCCACCUGUCAUUCCAGGUGCCCCAUUUAUCCGGGAGACCAUCUCAAGAAGGUCUUCUUGUUGGUUCUCUUUGGCAUCCUUGGCUUGAUAGAAACCCAAACCACGUCCCUCCUGCCAUUCCAGGUGCCCCAUUUAUCCCAGGAGACCAUCUCAAGAAGGUCUUCUUGUUGGCCCUCUUGGGCAUCCUUGGCUUGACAGAAACCCAAACCACGUCCCUCCUGCCAUUCCAGGUGCCUCGAUUAUCCCAGGAGACCAUCUCAAGAAGGUCUUCUUGUUGGUUCUCUUUGGCAUCCUUGGCUUGAUAGAAACCCAAACCACGUCCCUCCUGCCAUUCCAGGUGCCCCAUUUAUCCCAGGAGACCAUCUCAAGAAGGUCUUCUUGUUGGCCCUCUUGGGCAUCCUUGGCUUGACAGAAACCCAAACCACGUCCCUCCUGCCAUUCCAGGUGCCUCGAUUAUCCCAGGAGACCAUCUCAAGAAGGUGUCUGGAAGCAUCCGUCCAGAACCCCAGUAGGGCAGGGAUCCUGGACAGAAUCUCUCAGAAUAAAAAUCAUUUUAUGCUUUGUG
Pantherophis guttatus is the source of this 1455-nucleotide messenger RNA. Lineage: Eukaryota; Metazoa; Chordata; Lepidosauria; Squamata; Colubridae. The record is from RefSeq and is a predicted model, not a curated record.